Molecule: messenger RNA, 1716 nt
Organism: Paramuricea clavata
Lineage: Eukaryota; Metazoa; Cnidaria; Anthozoa; Malacalcyonacea; Plexauridae
Source: the annotation of a GenBank genome assembly
AUGAUUCGUUCAAGCAUUAUUGCUAUGUUAUCGAUUUGUGUCGCUUGUUCGUUUUGUGGACAAGACUUCGUCUCGCUUGGUCGCCAUUCGUGGCGAUGUAAACAACGGAUUAAUCACGCUGAGCAAGACCGCCCUAAUAUUACAUCGAGAGAUGUGCCUGUUAUGCAGUCACCUAAUGUUCCUGUACCAAGCCGCACUGUUGUUAAGUGUUGUUGUGGCAAGAUAUGCAGAGGUGCGCGUGGCCUUAAAAUGCAUCAGCGUAGUUGUCAAGUGAUACAUGGCCUUAACGACGAGCUGUUUGCUGAUCUUGAAGAGCAAAUAACGACGGAUAACACUGCAGAUACCACCGAAAAUGACAAUUCUAUUAACGACAUUGAUAUGACUAAUGACGAAAGUUUUCCCGAACUGAAACAAGGCAUAAAUUUACCGAAAAAUGACUCUGGGUGGCAAACGGCUAAUGAUUAUUUUAAAUGUGCGCUCCAGUUAGAUGAUCCAAUCAGAAUGCGAGACGUGAACUCAAAGAUCGAGCUUUUGAACGACGUUAUAUAUAACUACUUUGCUGAUAACUUUGGACAUAACGUAACGGUACCUGACAAAAACAUGGUUACUAAAUAUAAAGAAUAUACUGUAAAGGAGUUAAAGAAAGCUUUGCAAAAUUUAAAAUCCAACAAAGGUGACCUUAGCGAAAUUAAAUACGUCUCCCGCACAUUGCAUGAUAAGCUUCGUAAUAAUAACAAGGAUGGGCUAACCUCUGAUAGCAAUGAGUCAUUCAAUCAUGACAAUUAUAUCGGACGGAACUUUUGGGGUUAUAUUAAAAACGUUAUCAAUAAGAAGGACUCAAUAUUACCAUCAUUUAACGUGACAGAUUGCUUUACUUAUUUUUGUAAAUCUCUGGCUAAAAUUAAUCCCAAUAGACUGUUUAACAUUCCCAGCUGGAUACCAAAGUUAUCUGAUCCCGAAGUUCAAUUCAACCUUGACCCCCCGACUUAUCAACAAAUUACUAAUGUGAUACGUAAAAUGAAAUCGUCUGGCUCUCCUUGCCCCCUUGAUCAGCUUUCGAUAAUAUGUUUUAAGCGAUGUCCUUAUCUGAGAACUUACCUCAGUGAACUAAUUCAUGAAGUUUGGCUGUCUGGAACUGUCCCGAAUGAGUGGAAAAAAGCCUGUACUAUAUUAAUACAUAAGAAAGGUAACACUGAUGACCCGUCAAAUUUCCGUCCCAUAACACUUGAGUCUAUACCAUUAAAAGUAUUUACAUCUUGUCUUCGAAACGCAAUAUAUUCCUUCCUCGCAUCCAAUAACUUUAUCGAACACGGCAUACAAAAGGGCUUCACCCCUAACCUAUCUGGCACUCUAGAACACACUGCGCAAAUGGCUGGCAUUAUCAACAAAGCCCGGAUCAGACAACGUGCUGUUGUCAUCACCUUACUUGAUCUGAAGAAUGCUUUCGGCGAAGUCCAUCAUAAUCUCAUCCAAUCAGUACUUGACUACCACCACAUCCCAGAACACAUUAAAUUCGUUAUAAAAAGUUUAUACACUGAGUUCCAAACCUCAAUAAUUACCUCGGAAUUCCGCACCGCACUUUUAUAUCUGUUGGCCGUGGCGUAUUGCAAGGAGAUUGCCUCAGUCCUCUUCUUUUCAAUAUGUGCUUCAAUACUUUUAUCCAACAUAUCAAAGCUGAAAAGUACCGUCAGUUUGGCUUCUCCUUCAAGCUAUUAA